CGUAGACUUUUAUCUUUAGAGGGAAACUUUACCACCGGUCUAUACAACAUCCCCAGCAACGCAUCUGUUGAAGAUGCAGAAUGUGAAAGCCAUACUACUCAGUUUAUUCAUCUGAUUUGGGGACCAGAAACAUCAAAACAAUCAUUACUAAUGUAUUUUGAUAAAAUUAAUGACACAACUGUGCUUUCCUCCAUCCAAAUUCAUUUGACUUUGCUGUCCGAGGAUUUUCCGGAUGCAAAGGAAAAUCAAACAGUUCAGCUUAUUACCAGGAGCUCCGGAGAGUUUAAGACACCAGAUAAGAUGUCGUAUCACUGCACGCGUGUUCAGAAGAUGAAUAUGACUGAGACACUCGAUGCUGAGCCGUUAAUUGGUUGGAUCAGCGUCCGUCACGUCCAGGUGGAGGCUUUCCGUAGGGCUAACGACACUGGUUUUUCAGUUGGACACGAUUGCGAUAGCUCGGAAACUUCGGAUGUGGUUCCCAUUGCCGUUGGAAUUGCUUUAGCUGCAUUAAUUUUGGUGGUAUUAGUAUCAUAUCUGUGUGCUAGGCGUCGUUCCACCUCCCGCGGUUACAUGAGCUUCUAAUAGAAGAAUAUCAGCUUAAUUGGGCAGGUUGCGAAUUAAAGGAGUAUGGACAGCAAAUUGUUAGAGAGAAAUUUAAAAUUGAUUUUUAUAAUUGGAAGCCUACAUUGAUUAGUAGAAGUUGAAGUGGUUUUAUUUUUUUUUUUAAGAGGGACAUCAAGCUCAGUUGGGUUUAGAGUAAUAAAACGGUUCUUUAAUACCUUUUUUUUACGUCUCUGUCUUCGUAAGUGUCCGAUAUUGGUUCUUGUAUGCUUAUAUUUGUGUUUUAUUUAAUUGGCUUGAGCAAUGUAAAUGUAAAAUAAAUAAACAUUUUUCUAAAUAAAUCAACUUCUUUAAUGAAGCUACCGUGUUAACCCCAAAAAGGUGAUUUGACAGAGGACUCUUCUAUCGUUAAGGAAAUAAAAUGUACGCAAUACCAACAAGUAUAAAUUCUACUCAAAUGUUAUAUUUUUUAACCAUUAUUAUAGGGGCAUAGAAAUGUUUGUACUCCUGUCCUUGAAACUGUAAUAAAUAAGAUUUAAAAACAAACAAAA
This is a messenger RNA of Drosophila sechellia, 1112 nucleotides long. RefSeq names its product lysosome-associated membrane glycoprotein 1-like. The record is from RefSeq and is a predicted model, not a curated record. Lineage: Eukaryota; Metazoa; Arthropoda; Insecta; Diptera; Drosophilidae. Gene Ontology annotation, biological process: establishment of protein localization to organelle. The annotation marks the transcript as partial. Gene Ontology annotation, cellular component: lysosomal membrane; late endosome membrane; plasma membrane. The transcript has 2 exons.